AUGAGUCAAUUUAAUACAGAAUUACAAAUGGUCAGCAAGACCAUUAAAGCUUAUGUAGCAUCAACAGGAACCCUUUCAAAUAGAGUACUUUCAUCCACUAAUAGAAUAUUUGAAACCUCUACAACAAAAGUAGAGACUGGUAGAAAUUAUACUCAAUACAAUUUAAAGAGCUAUCCAUAUUAUCAUGCAACCAAGGUUGGCGAAGAGUUAAAGAAUCAAAAAGAAUUUAAAUACCAAGUAGCUUCAUCUCAUGGCCACAAUGGCGAUGCUCCAGGUAUAAAAACAGAUUACUUUAAACAUAGAAAGUACCAUAAAAAGAACGAGUAUAAACAUGGUGAAAACUUUGACAACAAACCAAUUUAUCAACACAUUCUUAAGCGUAAUGAAGUUAAAACGGUAAGUGAGCUUAAAGAAGAUUAUAAUAGAAUGGUAGAAGAAAGUAAAAAGAACUCACCAAAAUCAGAACAAAGGGAAACCCAAGAAAAAAUGAAAGAUUUUUCAUUAGGCGUAGAUUAA
Dictyostelium purpureum is the source of this 516-nucleotide messenger RNA. RefSeq lists its product as uncharacterized. The record is from RefSeq and is a predicted model, not a curated record. NCBI's taxonomy places the organism in Eukaryota, Evosea, Eumycetozoa, Dictyosteliales, Dictyosteliaceae. Bases 1 to 516 code for a protein of 171 amino acids. The transcript has 2 exons.